AUGCCUCGGCCACCGUCGCCAUCCAUCCCAGAGAAAGAGUUUUUGUAUGCGUCCUUGAAACAAUCCUUGCGUGUAGAUGGCCGAAAUCCACUGGAAAUGCGAUCUCCUACACUUACUUUCGGGUCCGAAUUAGGCUGGGUUGAAUGUGGGAUGGGGAAAACUCGUGUGAUGGCCCAAGUGGAUGCGAGGAUGGUGAAGCCUCCGCCAGAACGUCCACUAGAGGGGAUCAUCACUAUCCAUUCGGAGCUAUCGCCCAUGGCGUCGAAUGAGUAUGAAGUCGGUCGUCCGUCGGACGAAGAAGUGACUAUCACACGGAUGCUAGACAAAGUGCUACGGCGGAGUGACGUGGUGGAUAAGGAGUCGUUGUGUGUUUUGGCAGGACAAAGGGUUUGGCAUAUCCGCUUAACGAUACACUGUCUAGCCGACGCCGGGAACAUGCUCGACUGCGCAUGCCUAGCCGGAAUCGUUGCGCUGAAGCACUUCCGUCGUCCAGAAGUUGAAGUUGUUGGAGACGAGGUGACUGUUCAUCACCCUUUAGAACGCGCCCCGAUGCCCCUCUCCAUGCACCACACACCAUUCUGCCUUACCUUCGCAUACUUCCCCGAUCCAUCCACUCUACCAGUCCUCGAUCCAUCUCAUCUCGAACAACGUCUUAGCACCGGUCUUCUUUCUGUCGCACUGAAUGCUCAACGAGAAUUAUGUGUGGUACAAAAAGCUGGGGGCAUACCCCUCACUCCAGAAGAGAUUCUGAGAAUAGUGAAUAUUGCAGUAGAGAAGGCGAAGGAAUUGGAUAAGAUCGUGGAAACGAGAUUGAGAGAGGACUGGGCGGGACGCACGGUUGAAGUCCGGUGA
Fibroporia radiculosa is the source of this 852-nucleotide messenger RNA. RefSeq lists its product as uncharacterized. Bases 1 to 852 code for a protein of 283 amino acids. The transcript has 5 exons. Lineage: Eukaryota; Fungi; Basidiomycota; Agaricomycetes; Polyporales; Fibroporiaceae. Gene Ontology annotation, cellular component: nuclear exosome (RNase complex); cytoplasmic exosome (RNase complex). The record is from RefSeq and is a predicted model, not a curated record. Gene Ontology annotation, biological process: nuclear polyadenylation-dependent mRNA catabolic process; U5 snRNA 3'-end processing; exonucleolytic trimming to generate mature 3'-end of 5.8S rRNA from tricistronic rRNA transcript (SSU-rRNA, 5.8S rRNA, LSU-rRNA).